GGUAGCCGGGCUCUCCGGUUGGGAGACGCGCUGGAGUGGCCGCUAAAGGGAUUAAGAGCAGCGCGGGGCGGACCGUGGUACCUGUAGGGCUCUUCUGGGUGCAUCCCUCCUUAAUAAUGACUUUUGGUCCUCAGAUGAUCUGCUGCUGGAUUCUGCUCUGCUGGUCCCAGAAUAAAAGGACGGGUGAGUUUGGGCUCAGGAAAGGACUCUUCUGAGGGGAGAGGCUUAUAUUUCUGACGACUGUUCAUCUUCAGCACAGAGAGGCUUAUCGCUCUUUGUGCCCUCCUCCUCUGCCUGUCAUCGUUGUGACAUGCUGCUUGAGCAGCCUUUGUCAGCCUUCGCAUGGCUCAUUUUGGCUCUUAACCGUGGCUGAGGAUGGAGACAUGAGAGGAGCAGCCUUUGUGGUGGCAGAGGAGACCAAGCCCCCCCUCCCGGAGGACAGUUGGACCCAUUCUCAACAAAAUAUAUUUGCAGCUUUCCCCCCCAACAGUGUGAAGUGGACCCUCCUGCAGAUCUGGACUUGGUUCUGGAGAGGAACGUCCCACCAUGUCUGACCCUCACCUGCCCGGCUUCAACAGCACCCCCGGCGGAGCGUGGAGCCUGGCUGGCGGCGGGCCGUGGCUGCUGGCCUUCAUGCUGACUGUCAUCAUCCUGGUGACGGUCUGUGGAAACCUGCUGCUCAUCGCUCUGGUGUUCGCCCACCGCUCGCUGCGCUGCACCUCCAACUGCUUCCUGGUGUCGUUGUUCUUCUCCGACCUAAUGGUGGCGUUGGUGGUCAUGCCGCCGGCCAUGCUGAACGUGCUGUGCGGCGCCUGGGUGCUGUGGCCCUCCUUCUGCCCCGUUUGGCUUUGCUUCGACGUCAUGUGCUGCAGCGCUUCCAUCCUCAACCUGUGCGUGAUCAGCCUGGACCGUUAUCUCUUCAUCAUCUCGCCGCUGCGCUACAAGCAGAGGAUGACAGCGCCCCGUGCUCUGCUGCUGGUGGGGGCCGCCUGGGGGCUGGCGGCCCUGGCCUCUUUCCUGCCCAUUGAAAUGAAGUGGCACAGUUUGGGCUCCGGGACCGGACGGGCGCCGGUUCCUGAAGGGAGCGGCAACUACAGCAGCUCCUUCUCUGAAAAAGUCUACCCCGAGUCCUACUUCCAGUCGUCGGUGUCUGGAGGUUCGUCCUUCCAGUGCCGCCUGCAGGUCACGCUCCCCUUCGCCCUGGUGGCCUCCGUGCUGACCUUCUUCCUGCCCUCCAGCGCCAUUUGCUUCACCUACUGUCGCAUCCUCCUGGCAGCUCGAAGACAGGCGAAGAGAGUGGCAGCUCUGAGUCACCCUCCACACCCCCACGCCUCCUUUGGAGGUCACACCCGGCCUCCUUCACCUGCCAUCGUGGUGGUGCAGGGCCCCCAAGGUGGACACGACUGCAGUCUGCAGGGGGGGGCUCCUCUGCCACAGAACGUUCCGCCGUCGGCUAACAGCGAGCGCCGCCUGGCUCACAGGCAGGGUCGAAGGGCGCUGAAGGCCAGCCUCACUCUGGGAGUUCUUCUGGGACUCUUCUUCAGCGCCUGGUUGCCUUUUUUCAUCGCCAACAUGGCUCAGGCGGUGUGUGAGUGCGUCCCCCUCGCCCUCUUCGACGCCAUCACGUGGCUGGGAUACUGCAACAGCACCAUGAACCCCAUCAUCUACCCGCUCUUCAUGAGGGACUUCAAGCGGGCUCUGGGGAAGCUGCUGCCCUGCUGUGUGUCCAGGUCGCCCAGGAGGCCCUCACCUGUGCUCUCCAUCUCUCUGCGCAACUCCGGCGAGCCCAACGUAGCCAGUAACCUGCCCUCUCCUCUGGCGUCCGACCACACUCCGCCCCCGGCCACAGCCACCGAUGCUGUCAACCUGCUGGAUGCUGAGCAUGCUGGGAUUGAGCUGCCUCUGCUGCUCCCCAAUCAGACGGACAAUCUGGACUGACUGAGGACACUAACCUACGGAAAAAUCAGCUGUUUAGGGAUCAUCAAGGUCACGGCGAGAUUCAAUCUGACAGCAACUCACCACGGUUUCAACAAAGACAGAAAAAAGAACAAUUUUAAUUUUAAUAGACCCCAGUUUGAAGUGAAAAUCAUAAAAGAAAGCAUUUUGUGUCAUUAAAAAGUAACAAAUCCUGCAAAAUUAUUUUUAGAAUAAAGCUUGAAAAUAAUUCUACUGGUAAUUUAAAUAUGUUUUAACCUAAAAAAAUCCCUAAUUCAAUUAAAAACCUUUAUUGAUCCUAAAGGGAAAGCUAGAAAAGCUGCAUUUCCUGCGAUGAUGCUAGUGUGGAUGCUUUUUGCUGAAAGUAGUCGCUGAAGAUGCUGAAGCUUUUUGCUGAAAUGGUGACACAGUUUACUUAAAGUGCUGAAGGGACUUACUGAAAAUGCAAAAGCUAUUUGUAAAAUGCUAAAUUUGCUAACAGACGGAAAAUUUUGUUUAAGAACUAUAAAAGAAAACUGAAGUUGAACUAAGAUUCUGAAAAUGCUUAAAUAUUCCUAAUACAUGCCAAUUUUGAAAAAAAA
Messenger RNA from Oryzias melastigma (Indian medaka), 2516 nucleotides. It is a transcript of the gene htr6, whose product is annotated as 5-hydroxytryptamine (serotonin) receptor 6. Gene Ontology annotation, cellular component: membrane; dendrite. Gene Ontology annotation, biological process: G protein-coupled receptor signaling pathway, coupled to cyclic nucleotide second messenger; chemical synaptic transmission. Gene Ontology annotation, molecular function: G protein-coupled serotonin receptor activity; neurotransmitter receptor activity. The record is from RefSeq and is a predicted model, not a curated record. Bases 547 to 1938 code for a protein of 463 amino acids. The transcript has 3 exons. NCBI's taxonomy places the organism in Eukaryota, Metazoa, Chordata, Actinopteri, Beloniformes, Adrianichthyidae.